This is a messenger RNA of Porites evermanni, 2518 nucleotides long. NCBI's taxonomy places the organism in Eukaryota, Metazoa, Cnidaria, Anthozoa, Scleractinia, Poritidae. The record is from the annotation of a GenBank genome assembly.
AUGCGGCUUUUGACGCAUAAUAUGUUAACAUCGCACGUCAAGGGUGUGAAGAAUGGCUAUCCUUUGGGUAUAGAGGUAACACCGUUGUAUAUUUCUUUACAUGGUUCUUUUGAAAACUGGGCAAUAACCAAAAGUCAUAGUCUUCGAUCAGAUUCGAUUUUCACGUGGUCUAGAGGUUUUCAUCUUUGGGAUCUUCUGAUGCGAAAAAUUUUCUCAGUUGCUCCCCAUAUCUGUCUCAAAAGUUAUGUAUAUAUAUUGUAGAAGGACAAUGGGGUAUUGAACAAUUAAAUAUCACAAUGAAUAUUUUCCAAAUACCAAACUACUGCAUUGAAAAUGCAGUGGUCAAAUCAAAUCAAAUCAAAUAUAAAUAUAAUAUAGUGAAUAUAAAAGUGUAUACAACUAGUGCUCCCGCAGUCCCGUACUCCUGCAGUCAAUGUCAAGUAACUAGUGUGCUUAUAGAACAAAGUAUGCUAGUGCUCCUGCUGUCCCAUGCUCUCGCAAUUGAUGUCAGAAUUUAUUAUGCAAAUUGGACAACUGCAGGACUGCAGGAGCAGUUUUUUAAGUUAUACAUUUAGUGGGCCAGGUAUUCUGCAAUUUAGCCAAAUGGGAGCAAUCUUAAAUAAAUACUUAGCUAAAGUCGUCUACCUAAUCUCCUUUGCAGCUGUUACUUUUAAGGGUAGUCACACAACACUCCUCCCCAGGGAAGGAGCUUUGUGUGACACAUUGUGGUGCUGGAAAACAGUUUCAAAUUUGUAUGCCUGUUUUAUAAAAACUGGCUAAUAAAGACCCAAAUCACAAAGAAAUUGGGACUGUAGGACUCUCUUGUAGUACUUUAUUCCACCGCUAUUAAUUGACCCAAUAAUUAGCAAAAUGUGUACAUCAGUCCAUCAUUUCUCAGAUAAUGGUCGACUGCCCAGCAACUGCCCGCAGCAUCAUACUUACAAUUAUUGUAACCUCUAGUUUUAUAUUAAUGUUAUAUUUUUAUUAGGUUGUUAAUGUUGUUGUAAAUGAAGUGGACUUCAACCCAGAGUUUAUUUCCCGUAUGAUUGCUAAAGUAGAAUGGAGUGCUCUUCUGAAAGCAGCUGAGCAGGUGAGAGGAAGAUUUAACCCCUGUAUGUUCUUAGAGCAGCCAGCAUCUGAUUUUUCUGUAAGUAACAUUGCUAAUCAAACAUCAAACUCUUGAGAAUAAAGAAAAACUGUAAUCACCAAGUAAAAAGAUUUGGAUCAAAUUCUCCUUGUCAGUACCACAGAAGUAUUUGGAGAACGAUGUGGAGAAAAUGCCUGCUGAUAUUAAGGCUGGUUUUUAUUAGAAUCAGAGUCAUGAUGUUUUUGGAAUCGUAAGAGUGAUUAUGAUUUAGUGAAAAUAAAAAUCUAAGUUGUAAGGAAUGACAAAAGGCUCAUAAUUUACAUCAUUUUCAUUUUCUUCUGUCUCUGCUUAUGACUCUUUUUGCGAUCUGUUUUUGCUUAACCAUUUAAACCCUAAGAUCAAAAUUAGAAUUCUCAUUUGUCGCCGCUAUUCAUUUCCUACAGAAUUAGUGGGGAGAAGGUGGUAAAAUAUCAAGCAAAUUCAUCUUGUGACAUCAUAAUUCUCAUGACCACUCUAUUUUACAAAGCAUUGAUAUUACAAGGAGAAAUUUGAUGCUGACCACUCUUAGGGUGACAAGAGUUUGAGACUGCAACACUGUCAACUUCAUUAUUUUUCUUAUGAUCAGGUAGGAAGGUCUGAAGGUCUGCCCAGUGAAGUCAUCCCAGACUAUGAAAAGGAUGAAGAGUUCUUAAAGAAAGUCCACCAUGUUUUACUCGAGGUUAGUUUUCAGAAAAUUAUUAAAACCUUUAUUUAAGCCACCUCUCCUUAUAUUUGGCAUGUGUUCCAUGUUAACCAACCAUCUACACUUACAUGUAUGCUGAUAAUAAAGAAAGCACAGCUUUCUCUCUGCUAGUUUGGCCUACCACCCAGUUUAAUCCAGACGUUUUUCGACAACAUUUUUCCAAAUGUGUGGAACAUUGCUUAUUGGUUGAUCCCAACUGUGUAUGAAAAUUUCAAAACAAUAGCUAUAUGUACAGUGUGCAUGUAGGUGUGUAGUUUAGAGGUUGGAUUGAAGUGGAUGGAAAACAUUUUGUCCAUUUUUUUUUUCAGAUUUAUCUAGAUUAGUGUGUACUGGACCUCAAUUUGUACCUUUUUUUUUUUUGGUAGCCAUUUUUUUUUCUCAGCAAAUUAGCAUCACAGUGCUAGAGGCUUUUUCCCGCCCCUCUGCCAGACCAGCCCUGAGAGCUUGCUUGCAGGCCAUACUGGAGAUACGUUAUAUACAACACAAUCAGUAGUCGCUAAUAAUUGUUUAAGGAAAUGUAUGGGGAAUCGGGAUGAUUCUGGAGAAUUUGUUUGGGGCUAAAUUGAAGGGUUAAAACAUUUUUACAGGUUGAAGUUGAUGAAGGGUCACUGGUCUGCCCUGAGUCCGGAAGAAAAUUUCCAAUCAAGAAUGGAAUUCCCAACAUGCUGUUGAAUGAAGAUGAAGUUUAA